GAGGAGACAGAAGCCGGAGUGGGAUCCAGUGCGAUCCCAGAGACCGGCUGUUGCGGUUGUUAUGACAACACAAUUCUAAACCGGAAGUAGGCCUAAGUGCCAAAGAUGGCGGCGCAGGGACCGAUGGCGAUAGCUAUGCGGCUGAGAAAUCAGCUGCAGUCGGUUUAUAAGCUUGACCCUUUAAGGAAUGAGGAAGAAGUUAAGGUUAAAAUUAAAGACCUAAAUGAGCAUAUUGUCUGCUACCUGUGUGCCGGGUACUUCAUUGAUGCCACAACAAUCACCGAGUGCUUGCAUACAUUCUGUAAGAGCUGCAUUGUGAAGUAUCUUCAAACCAGCAAAUACUGUCCAAUGUGUAAUAUAAAAAUCCAUGAAACACAGCCAUUACUGAACCUUAAACUGGACAGAGUGAUGCAAGACAUUGUCUACAAACUGGUACCAGGAUUGCAAGAGAGUGAAGACAAAAGGAUUAGAGAGUUCUAUCAGUCACGUGGUUUAGAACGAGUUAUCCAACCUGCUACUGAAGACUCUGUGCCAGAUCCAGCUGGCUUGCCAUAUGCCAGUUUUGAUCACUCAAAAGCCCAUUUCUACAGAUACGAUGAACAGGUCUCCCUCUGUUUAGAAAGACUAAGUUCAUCAUCUGGGAAAGACAAAAACAAGCUCACAUUGCAGCAGAAGUAUGUCAGAUGUUCUGCAAGGGCAGAGGUGAGGCACCUGAGAAGAGUCCUUUGUCACAGACUCAGUGUUGAAAAACAACAGGUUCAGAUGUUAUUCAACAAUGAGUCCUUACCGGAUCACAUGACCAUGAAACAACUUUGGCUGUCACAUUGGUUUGGAAAGUCGCAGCCUUUGGUUCUUCAUUACACCAUCAAAGACAAGCGGGGAAGAUAGAGCCAGCAGAUAUUUCAAAACCACGUUUUUGGCAGUAAAUUUCAGUGGGUUUUUUUUUUGCAAUUUAAAAAAUAUUAACAGCUGUAUAUAAUUUGUACUUUAUAUAUUCUAUUUU
Messenger RNA from Lepisosteus oculatus (spotted gar), 1003 nucleotides. RefSeq names its product polycomb group ring finger 1 (gene pcgf1). Gene Ontology annotation, cellular component: PRC1 complex. Gene Ontology annotation, molecular function: promoter-specific chromatin binding. The record is from RefSeq and is a predicted model, not a curated record. NCBI's taxonomy places the organism in Eukaryota, Metazoa, Chordata, Actinopteri, Semionotiformes, Lepisosteidae. Gene Ontology annotation, biological process: negative regulation of transcription by RNA polymerase II.